Molecule: messenger RNA, 2166 nt
Organism: Ictalurus punctatus (channel catfish)
Lineage: Eukaryota; Metazoa; Chordata; Actinopteri; Siluriformes; Ictaluridae
Gene: cnstb
Product: consortin, connexin sorting protein b
Exons: 10
Coding region: 158-1354 (398 amino acids)
Biological process (GO): positive regulation of Golgi to plasma membrane protein transport
Cellular component (GO): plasma membrane; trans-Golgi network; transport vesicle
Molecular function (GO): connexin binding
Source: RefSeq, a predicted model, not a curated record
GCCAAACCCAAAACCUGAUUCCAGAUGUCUGUGUCAACCAGGCAAAGCUUUGUAUACAGAAAACCACUGGACUACGAGUACAGCUGCAGGUCUUAUCAUGUCCACUUUGCAAUACAAAUAUUUGAACAUUGAAUAAGGAAUAAUCACCUGCAAGAAUAUGGGAGACCCCAAAACAAAAGAGGACAUGAUCAGACAUGAUGAGUGCAGCACUCUCUGGCCCAAUGGUAUUGAAGCCAUCAUCAGCUCAGACCUCUCUGUUUCUCAUCAGAACCAGCACAAGUUGAUGAUGAGAGGAACUAUGGAUUGGCCAGCGGAGAAACAACACUUGAUUAAUAACAAACCUGAAGAGAAAUCUGAGAACGACACCAUAAGGUUCUCCUUAGACGGCAGUGCAUCAGGUACUAGUGCUCCAGGGCCCAGUCCUGCCUUUUUAGACACACUGAGUUCUCUGGGUGAACACACAGAUCACAUGCUCUUGCCUCACUCCUUACAUCAGAUAGCAGAAGCUUAUUUUCUUGAAGAGGACUAUCAUUGGGCAUUUCAGUUCCUGCAUUUGGAGAUGCUAUAUCAUGAAAGACUGCUUUCCAACUUGUUCUCUAUGCAGAAGGACUGGGAAUCCCAGUGGAAGGCUGUCUCUCAAGCCAAUAACUGUUCUCGUGUGACGAUCCACUAUACCGAGACUGAGGCAAAGCGCAUGAACUCUCUGAAACGCAUCUGUAGAACACACCAAAGGUAUAAAAUCAUACCUAAUCACAGUGUGGAAAAGCAGGUAAUCGAGGAGAGCGUUACAGUUCAGCAGACAAGUACUGGAAAUCCUUUUCAAAUGAAGGAGUGGACAGAGCAGCCAUGGACUGACCCAGAAGAGGAAAAUGGGGAUGAAGAAGAGAACACAGAGGAGGCUCUGGAUGCUGAAAGUUUGCCAGAGGUGGUGCAGGAGGAGGUGGCCAGAAGACAGAAGUUAUCUGGGGAGGAACUGACUGAGCUAGUUGAAGUUGAGGAGACCUUUCCCUCCAGUGGUCUCAUCUCCAUCUUGAAGAAGAGAGCAUGUCCAGAGGAAUGCAGUCCUGUCAGUCCCUCUCCACCUAGAAGCUCCUCCAAAUUCAAAGUCCGCUUCAGUGAAACAGAUGCCUUACUGGAAAAUGAUGAAGUUGGUGAAGACUCCUGUUUAUUCUUCCUUGUCCUGUGCCUGGUAACGGUGCUCAUCAGCAUGGGCAGUACCAUGCUCUACUGCUUCCUGGGUGGGGCUUAUUCAAAUAUUUGCAUGGAUUUCUCACACAACAUGGACUUUUACUUUGGAUUUGUAUACCAAGUGGUGGACACUCUCACACCCUGGUUCAUUCCUGCAUCAUCAUAGUUCUGUUGCACUGGUAACACACUCCUGUUUUUCCUUCAUCUGAUGAUUUCAACGUCAAACAGCAGAAACAAAGGAUACCUCUUUACCUGGUGAAGACAACUGGACAACUCAAUUCAAGUGUAAAAGUAUUGUCAGUUACUGGAGGCUCAUCUUCCACUAUACACAGAUUGUGUAGAAUUCACAUUAUAUUAACUACUGCAUCUAAUUAACUGAUAAUUCUAUGCUCUUGUGGCUUGUUUCACCAGAUCUAUUUUUAUUUCUUUUGUGUUUCGUUAGCAAUAACAUUCCAUAAUUAUGUAUUGUCAACUUAAAAAAAUAUCAGUUCACUAAUUAAUUUCAUUUCAGUUCAAUUCACAAAUCACCACAUAAUUUGCUUGCUUAUAAAAAUGUAACCUUGUUUAGUAUUCUAUAAUGUCAGACAAUAUUUUAUGCUCACAAUAUUUUAUUACUCACAGUUGCACACAUCUGGAAAUUUCACUGUGCUAAAUUGAAAUGCAUUGCUCAGUGUUACUGUGGCUGUAUUUCUAUUGAUGCAAAUGAACAGAUCACUUUGAUGCACCUGAGAACCAACAGCACAGGUCCACAUGAAAAGCAGGGUAUUAUGUGCUCUAAUUUUACUAUUAAGACAACCUGUUUAAUCAUUUGUUUAUACAGUAAUUAUGACUAGACUUGUGACCAGAUUUGGGUAUAAUGUGUUAUUUUGUAACGCGUUUUGUUACUUUUUCUGAUGAUGCAGUAAUGUAAGGCAUUACAUUUUAAAUUGAUAUACUUUGAUUACAGUUACUGAUGUCAAUAAAAUUACAUUACUUGCA